AUGGCGGCGGUUCGGAAACCGUAUUAACUUUAUAACAUACUAGUAAUAACAGCUGCAAUCACGUAUGCCUUUUUUUCUCGCAGUGCAUUAGAAAUAUUGAUAUAUUACUAUUUGAAUACGACUUCAGGCCAUGUUGAAUUUACUGUCGAUAUCAGCAGGACACCUUCCAAAAGGCUUACAUUAGCUGGACACGACUUGGAAUUUUGAAGGCAAGGAACAAAGCUCGAGUAUUCAGACUGACUUGAUAUUAUGAUAAAGAAAAUACAAUUUAAAUAAUCCUUUCAAUUCAGUGUUGUAACGCUACUGAAAUAUGCCUAUUUAAAUGAGCUGGGCUGGGUAAUGCUUCCCAUAUUCAGCCGGAAUUGUUUUAGUUUGUGUGGAAACGUAAACGUUAGACAAGCAGCGAGUUACCGUUAGAGGAAUUUGAGGGCCUUUCAAAGACAACUAAUAGAUUAUUAUCAUCUCAAUAAAUAGAGAAAACACAAGUUAUUCACUUUUUUACUUAAGCUAAAUGGGCUGACCAUUGUUGUGAACACAUGCAGUCCAGCUGCUUGCUUUCUCUCCCAUGGAGCCCCGCGGCACGGCGGGAAGCUUGAGUCUGCUCUGCUCCUCUCAUGGCUCUGCCUAGCGCUCUGUUUAUGUUAGGACAGGGCACACUUAUCCACUGAUAAUGGAUGAUUCCAAGCCAAGGUUCAGCAAAAGGCUGCGGGCCGGUACCAGGCGACGUUACCAUGACGACGGCAUCUCAGAUGAGGAGAUUGAUGGAAGAAGGAUGUUUGACCUGGAGGACAAGGUCCACAGUCAGAGGUUCGGCUCUGACCGGGUUCUGCGCAUGGAGGGAAAAGACUUGACAUACGAGUUUGUCCAGAGAGGGGGCCUGAGAGACCCAAUCCUCUUUGAGAAGCCUGAUGGACUGGGAAUCAAGAUGCCUGAUCCAGACUUCAGUGUCAAUGACGUGAAGAUGUUUGUCGGGAGCAGGCGUAUGAUCGAUGUGAUGGACGUGAGCACUCAGAAAGGGACAGAGAUGUCCAUGGCCCAGUGGACACGCUACUACGAGACCCCCCCGUCUCAGCGAGAGAAGCUCUAUAAUGUCAUCAGCCUGGAGUUCAGCCACACAAAGCUGGAGAACCUGGUCAGGAGGCCCACCACAGUAGAUUUAAUAGACUGGGUGGACAACAUGUGGCCCCGUCACCUGAAGGAGAGACAGAGGGACUCAACCAACUCGAUCACCGACAUGCAGUACCCCAAAGUCCAGAAAUACUGCCUGAUGAGUGUGGAGGGCUGCUACACUGACUUUCACAUUGACUUUGGAGGGACCUCCGUGUGGUACCACAUCCUCAGAGGAAGCAAGGUGUUCUGGCUGAUCCCUCCCACCCCUCCGAACCUGGAGCUCUAUGAGAACUGGGUGCUGUCGGGGAAGCAGGGAGACAUUUUCCUGGGAGACCGAGCAUCUGACUGCCAGAGGGUUGAGCUGAAGCAGGGCUGCACCUUCAUCAUACCCUCAGGUUGGAUUCAUGCAGUGUACACCCCUGUGGACACCAUGGUGUUUGGAGGAAACUUCCUGCACAGCUUCAACAUCCCCAUGCAGCUCAACAUCUGUAAUAUAGAGGACAGGACGCGGGUUCCUUUGAAGUUCCGCUACCCCUUCUACUACGAGAUGUGCUGGUACGUGUUGGAGCGCUACGUCUUCAGCAUGACCAAAACCUCCUACCUCACACCAGAGUUCCAGAAACACACGCUGGGCAUCGGUCUGAAGAAGCCGGUCAGCUCAGAUCCAGCCAGUGAGGAGCUGAAGGAGGAGGAGGAGGAGGGGGGGGAGGAGGAGGGAAGCAAUGAGGAAGAGUCUGACGUUAAACUUCAUCUGACUCCUCUUGAGCUGGAGGGGAUGUGGAACCUGCUGGGUAAACUGGAGGCGUUGCCCUCCAACAAGAAGUGUGUCCCCGCAGGCAUACACAACGCCCCAGCACUCAUCACGCACAUCAAGGCUCUGCUGAAGGAACACGCCAGUGACAACCCCAAACUGUCCUACUCAGGGAAGCCCAUCGUUAAGUGGCCUAAGAGACCCUCAUGGUACCAGCCUCCUCCUCCUCCACCACCUCCUCCUCGUCCUAAACUGGCCUCUACUCCCAUCACCCCCCGGCCACAGAAGCCAGCCUCCUCCAUGUCUGUGCUAAGGCGGCGCAGAGUCAGGUGUAAGCGCUGUGAGGCCUGUAUGAGACCAGAGUGUGGAGACUGUAACUUCUGCAGAGACAUGAAGAAGUUUGGAGGACCAGGGAAACUCAAGCAGACCUGUGUGCUCCGGCAGUGUCUCUCCCCGGGCCUUCCUCUGUCUGCAGUGUGUGAGAUCUGCAAAGAGCCAAAUCAGGAGGAGACUGGAGACCCCUCCCUCACUCUGAUGGAAUGUUCCAACUGUGCACAGAUAGUCCAUCCUGCCUGCCUCACGGUCCAGGGUGAGGGAGUGGUGAACAAAGACCUGCCCAGCUGCUGGGAGUGUCCAAAGUGUGUCCAAGGAAUCACUGACCCAGAGUCAUCAGGCAGCGAUGAGUCGUUGGCUGCAGGCCACCAGCAGCACAUCCGUCCCCAUGGCCCCCUGGUCCUCAGACUGGGCCCCGGGCCCUCUGCUACCAUAGGGGGUCCUGUGGGCACCCAGCAGGAUGGGGAGGUGAUCCGCUGUGGGUUCUUCCCUCCUCCUCUUCUUCCUUCCUGCUCUCCCUCCUCCUCACUUCUAUUGGUGGCGGCCCCUCUGCCUUCUCAGCCAAUCAGCUCGAGACUGUCUAAAGGGGACAAAGGGGAAGGCCUUCCGGGGAAGCGGAAAUCGUCCUCGCUGCUGGACGCCCGUAUGGCUAAGAUUUACCGGCGACAGAGACACAGCCACGAUGGAGACGACUCGGCCAGCGAAGACGAUGAUGAAGCCUCUCAAAGAAGAAAGGUUCUCCAUGCCCGAGGGGGGGGGCACUCUGCCAGGAGGGGCUUUGGGGCCAGCAGGAGGGGGCUGCUGAGAGGAGGCUCGGCCCGCAGGGGGGGGCACAUGGCUGCUGGCUCCUCCUCAUCACUCAAGCUGAAAAGAGGGAUGGGCGUGAGGGAAGGGGGGCGGAGGGGGCGAGGGGUGAGGCUGAGAGGAGGCUCCAGGAUGCAGCGAAGAGGAGACGAGUCGGAAGAGUCGGACGAUGACGACGACGAUGAUGAAGAGGAGGACGAGGAAGAAGACAGCGAAGACGCAGACAAAGAACAACUGCCCCAUCGACGGAGGAGGAGGCACCGGACUGAUGACGAAGACGAGGACGAAGACAGUGAGGGGCAGGACUUUGACCCCGAAGAGGAGGACAUGGACACGCUGGAAGAUGAAGAGGAAGAUGAGGACGAGGAAGGGCGUUGGGAUUCCGACCCAGAACCCCCAGUGCUCCUGGUGUCAGAUCUGAAUGAUGACCUGCUGAGCGGCUCCUACCUGACGGUCACCCUGCAGCGGCCCCACAGGGCCAAGAGACAUGCAGGCUCCAUAGUUCCAAAGCUAGAAGCAGCCAUGGGUGUGAGGAUGGCUGCGGGGGGGGCUGCAGGUCAGCAGGGCUUCAUCCAGAGGAAGACGGCUUUGUCCAAACCGUCCCGACUGAAGAGUGCUGACUCAGCAGCUGACAGCGUCCCCCCUAGAGGACCGGGCAGGCCACGUCUGCGAGGGAACCAUGGCGACAGAGGCCAUCGAGAUCACUCUGUGACUUCCUCAGAGGAAGAGGAAGUGGCUGCUUCUUCUGGGCCCUCUUCCCUGUCUCCCCCCUCCCUGCUGUCUCUGCCCUCCUUUAAGGACGUGGGCAACGAGAGUGGGGGGGAGAAGGAGGUGUGGGUAUCAGUGUUCCAGUACCUGGACCGAGCACAGCUGCUUGCCUGCAUGACCGUCUGCAAGGCCUGGUACAAGUGGAGCUGUGACAAGCGUCUGUGGAGCCACGUGGACGUGAGCCGCUGCAGCCCACUCAGCAACCAGGCGCUGGCCGGCAUCGUCAAACGCCAGCCCACCUCUCUGGAUCUGUCCUGGACCCCCCUGGCCAAGAGACAGCUCAACUGUUUGCUUACCAGACUCCCAGGUCUGAGGGAGCUGAGGGUGACGGGUCUGUCCUGGUCCUGCCUGUCAGCCCUGGUCUCCCCCACGCUGCCCUUCCUGCGGCUGCUGGACCUGCGCUGGUGUGAAGGCCUCAAAGACGCCCAGAUUAAAGAGGUCGUCACCCCCCCGGGCUCGGAGUCGUCCCGCAGCAGACUGAGGAACAUGGUGACACUGUGCCUGUCCGGGCUGGAUGUCAGUGAGUCCACCCUGAGGCUGCUGCAGCGCCACAUGCCGCAGCUACAGAGGCUGGACCUAGCUCACUGUAAGGACAUCACCGACUCGUCCAUCAGCCUGCUGGCAACCGCUGGCUCACACAGCCGCAACAACCUCACUGAGCUCACUCUGGCAGGUUGCAGCGAGCUGACCGACGGCUGUCUGACCUACCUGAAGCGUUUGUCUGCUCUGACUCUGCUGGACCUUAGAGGCUGUAAGGGCAUCAGCAGACGGGCCUGCGACGCCUUCAUCUCUGACCUGUCUCACGUCGCCCUCUUCUGUAUGAUGGAGGAGAAGCUCAUCCAGCGCCUGGAUUAACACACACAAACACACACACACACACACACACACACACACACCUGUUCACUGUUUCAGGGUCGACUGUCAGAGAGAAGAAACAUGCUUCUGCGUCUGUAGUUCUUUUUUAAAACAUGAAGAGCAGUUGGCUCUCAUGCUUUUUUCAAAACGUCAAUGUAUCUUUGAAAAAGCCUUCAGUUGUUGACUGAAUUGAGAGGAAUUGCCUUGCUCAAGGGCACCUCUCCAGCUCGACGUUCACACUCCCUUUUUUUGGUCCGCCCGGGAUGUGAACCAGUGACCUUUCAGUUCCCAGACCAAGUCCCUACAGACUGAGGGCUUUUCUUCAUAUCUUCUAUCAAUGCUGGAAUGCACCCCCCAUGUUUAUCCAGUCAGUUUGUUAGAGCAGCUUUUCUGUGAACACACUGACGCAGUUCUCUUUAUUACUUUUGGGAUUAAAAGUCUGUUACAUUAGGGAUAAAGUUUGUCCUUGAACAGAUCAAACAUGUUUGGUGUGUGUACAGUACAUUUCAUGUAUAUGUGUUUAUUUCGUUCUGUUUCAGCCAUGUUAUGAUUCACUCAGAACAUUGUCAUUGUAUAUAUUUUUUUUCUAACUUUGAAAACCUAAUAAAAUGUAAAUGGCUGAACCUCCUA
Eleginops maclovinus (Patagonian blennie) is the source of this 5251-nucleotide messenger RNA. RefSeq names its product lysine (K)-specific demethylase 2Aa (gene kdm2aa). The record is from RefSeq and is a predicted model, not a curated record. Gene Ontology annotation, molecular function: transcription coregulator activity; DNA binding; zinc ion binding. NCBI's taxonomy places the organism in Eukaryota, Metazoa, Chordata, Actinopteri, Perciformes, Eleginopidae. Gene Ontology annotation, biological process: regulation of transcription by RNA polymerase II; protein demethylation. The coding region runs from base 671 to 4621 and encodes 1316 amino acids. The transcript is spliced from 26 exons.